AUGGAUAAUACCUUGAUAAGUAGCAGCAUGAACGGGAAGAGCAUGGGUGGAACGGAGAAAGUGUCAUCUUUAGGGAAAGACUGGCACAAGUUCUGUCUAAAAUGUGAGCGCUGCAACAAAACUCUGAAUCCGGGAGGCCAUGCUGAGCAUGAUGGAAAGCCUUAUUGCCACAAGCCAUGCUAUGCCACCCUCUUUGGACCAAAAGGUGUAAACAUCGGUGGAGCUGGAUCCUACGUGUACGACAAUCCUGUCAACGAAGCCCCUGCAGCCGUUUCCUUGGAAACAAAUGCCAAACCAGAGGAGGAGAAAAAAGCCCCCGCACGGGGACCAGUGAAGGCUGCAAGCUUCUCAUCUUUCUCUGGAGGCCCCAACAUCUGCCCCAGAUGCAACAAGACAGUGUAUUUUGCUGAGAAGGUGUCAUCUCUCGGGAAGAACUGGCACCGGCCUUGUCUGCGCUGUGAGAGAUGCAAUAAGACUCUGGCAGCGGGCAGCCAUGCAGAGCAUGAUGGGCAGCCUUACUGCCACAAACCAUGCUAUGCUGUACUGUUUGGACCAAAAGGCGUAAACACCGGAGGUGUCGGCAGCUACAUCUACGACGAUCCUGAAGCUGAAGCGCAGUCUUGAGCUCUGAAGCUGCUUCCAGCACGCAGACAGAGAAACGCCACCAGGACCCUCUGUGUCUCUAUAAUUUGCCUUCAGUGGUCAUUGUGACAAAUGAUAUGUACUACACUCACAGGGAUGGAAACUUAGAUGUUUAUGUUGUAUUUGUAUAUUGUUUAUAUAUCUAUUUUUUGUACCAAAACAGGCCUUUAAUAUGUCCUCCCAUGUGACUUUCAGAUUUGCCUUUGAGUUUCUUGGUUCUCUUUGCCAAAUAAUUAUUAGCCUGUUACUAUAGUGAAUGAAGGCUCCUGUGUUCUUUUUACUCUGGAUUAGUAGAUUUUUGACUUUUGUGCACUUAAAACAUGUACUGUAUGAAAACAAACAAACAAACAAAAAAAAAUUACCAGCCCUCCAGUUUAUAGUCAGUGUUUUUUGAACAAGUUUGUCUUGGUUCUAUAAAUACGAAUGAUAGCCUAGUGAAGAUACACAUUUUACAAAGGAGUGCAUUUUAAUGAAUGCCAUUAAGGGGAUUUUGAGGGUUGCUGCAAACAAGAAAUGAUCUGCUGUUCUUCACAUUUUAUACAGUAAAAGUGUGUGAUAGCAAACCUGA
Neolamprologus brichardi is the source of this 1210-nucleotide messenger RNA. The record is from RefSeq and is a predicted model, not a curated record. NCBI's taxonomy places the organism in Eukaryota, Metazoa, Chordata, Actinopteri, Cichliformes, Cichlidae.